Molecule: messenger RNA, 1164 nt
Organism: Fonsecaea erecta
Lineage: Eukaryota; Fungi; Ascomycota; Eurotiomycetes; Chaetothyriales; Herpotrichiellaceae
Exons: 2
Coding region: 1-1164 (387 amino acids)
Biological process (GO): biosynthetic process; mitochondrial respiratory chain complex I assembly
Cellular component (GO): mitochondrion
Source: RefSeq, a predicted model, not a curated record
AUGCUUCUUGCUAAGGAGCAUGGCCGAGCUAUGUUGUCAAGACGGCGGCUAGGUCGAGGGUUUUCCCUUCUGAAGUACCGUGCGUUCUCGGCAAGUACACGGACGUCACUUUCUCUUGAGCGAGAUUCGCCGGAUGUGAAGAAAGCGCAGAGCUACUGCUCAAAUCUUGUUCGAAACUAUGAUUCGCCCUCAUAUACUCUGGCUCAUUUCGUCCGGCCACACACGCUUCCAGCAUAUUUUGCUAUCCGUGCCUUCAAUAUCGAGCUGGCCAGGAUCCCCGACGUGGUUUCAAUGCCACAAAUCGGUGCCAUGAGGAUGCAAUUCUGGCGAGAAACCAUCGAUAAGACUUUCAAACUUGCACCUCCUUCAGAACCCGUUGCCAUUCUGCUUGCUUCAUAUCUGAAGCAAGGGUACAAGCUCAACAAAACCUGGUUCCACCGCAUCAUUACGGCCCGUGAUCGGAAACUGAUGCAUCCCGGCUUUACCAACCUGGCCGAGCUCGAGUCUUAUGCCGAGUCGACCUACUCAACGCUCUUAUAUUUGACUUUGUCAUCGCUCCCUCUGAACUCCAUGACUAUGGAUCAUUUGGCUUCUCACGUCGGGAAGGCAGCUGGGAUCGUGGCUGUCCUUCGUGGAGUGCCAUUGCUUGCUUUUCCACCUCCGCCUAACCUUCAUUCCAACAAUCCUCCUGGUAUGGGCGCUGCUUCCACCCGAGACCGGCAGGGCGUUAUUACGCUGCCUUUAGAAAUCAUGUCUCAAAGUGGGGUCAGGGAAGAAGAUAUUUUUCGAAAUGGUGCCAAAGCUUCGGGCAUCCGUGAUGCUGUUUUCACGGUUGCUACCCGUGCUUCUGACCAUCUCAUCACCGCACGUGCCAUGCUCAAAGGCAUCCGAGAGAAUCAAGAUCCUAGCCACGAGUUUGAGCACAUCCACGACGAAGGUCAUGAGUACAGCAGGGACGACCUUGGUGCUAAGACCCCCACCGAUAGGAGCAGAGAAGAUGUCGACAAGGGCUUCGGUGUUAUAAUGGGCCCAGCUGUCAGCACUCAGUUGUGGCUUGAUCGUCUUCAGAGAGUUGACUUUGAUAUUUUCCAUGAAAGUCUCCGAAGAUUUGAAUGGAAGCUGCCUUUUGUUGCAUGGAUGCACAAUAGGAGUGGUAAAUUAUGA